GAUUUGACCGUGACGCACGUCUGCUACCUUGCGUGGGACUGGCACGCGCCUCGUCAGUGCGCGUCUCCGCUGCCACGCUCGUGCCCGCAGAACCUAUCUGAGUCUAACCAGGAACGCAAGGCUAUGGCUACCGGCUUCUCCGACAGUGAACAGGCGCGGCGGGACCAUCUCUCCAAAGCGACUUCGCUGGCCAGAAAAGUGCACAAGGAUGCCAAGGAAAUGCAAGAAAUAUACAGACAGAAGCAAGGCCUAAGUGAGGAAUUCAGUUAUGAUGAAGUGGAUGGAAUCCCGUCUUCUGGAGUUUCGAAGUGGAAUGAGCUGUCAGAUGAGGAGAGGCUGCGGGCGAACGCCAGUGCCUUUCAUUCAUUGCAUUGCUUCCUGGGCAUCGUGCUGAAAGAGCAGCGAGAAGACCUGACCCCUGAAGAUGGCGAGUUCCAUGAGGCACUUCUGUCCCUGCUGGCUCAAGUAGAGACCUUGGCAGAAUCCACAAAGCAGCUCCUCCUCAUGUUUGGUCAUGUUCCACCCAGUAAUGGGAUCAGCAGUCCAGAGCAGGACCUCACGUACUUCAAGAAGAAGCUGCGGGGAUAUAAGGUGCUGCUGGAGCUCUCGACGUGGGCGCUCAGAGCCACGAGGGAUUUCACCAAACUUCAGAAGCAAUCCACAAGAAGCACACCCACAAUGGCAGCCCCAGCGAUGCGCUCUGCAGCCAGGCAGAAAAAUCAGAAGAAGAGGGGAGGCUAUGGCAGGUGAUCCUCCUGUGGAGGUCCUCUGAGGUUCAUUAUUUUUGACGUUCCUGUGACUUCACAAACUAACUUUUUGCUCUUUGUGCGGUGUGAACUGUGCGUGGCAAUGAGCAAAAAAUAGCAGCUAUAAACCGAGCAUCUAAUCAGCAAGCUGUUACUGUGCACCCAGGAAAGUCUAAAUAUUAUAAUUAUAUUAUAAUUAUUAUUAAUUUUUACCCUGGGCUUGACGUGAAUGGUUUUUUCUUCUUAAAUAUAUUCUUAUGCUAUGGUUGAAUAUACUUUAACCACCUGUGUUUCUCGAUUAGGAUAAACAGUCAAACACACUGUUACUUGUUCAAAUGUCUUUUAUUGGUUACAGUGUGUGCUGACUUGUGCUGCAUUCCAUUUAUCUCGGAACUGGGAAUGAUGCCAAGCCCGAGCUAAUCACGUUCUGGUAAAACAUUCAGAAAACCAAAAUGGACACCUCCAGGAAAACCUUUGUGGUGCCCCCUCUAUCGGAAUAAAUAGCAGUUGAUAACAAUGUAUUGGGUGGCCCAUCCAAACACCAUAUUAGCAUGUCCACCGAUGUGUGUACGACUGAUUUAAUGAACAAAUAGAGAGAAGUGCUAAUAAACAGUAUAAUACUACAGCUUUCACUGAAGAUCAUGGUGCACGUCGCCAUUUUGGAUUGACAUUGGACAAACUCUCGCUUGGCAGACUUGAAAUGGAAAUCUGACUUAAGGGGCUGCUGUUCCAGUUGAAAAUUCCGACUAGGAACUCUGAAAUUCCGACUUCAAAUGGAAUGCAGCAUUACUAUCAAAAGUUGCAGAGAAGAUGAGUGCUGGAACCUUCCUAAUUGCUCUUUGUAUCCCUGAUGUGUAUGUUAGGGAUAGAUGGUCGAUGAGGCUCAUAGAAUCUAUACGAGGUGUAAAUAUAGAAUGAGGGAAGGGGUGUUUAGGGUGUUGGAAAGGUGGUGAUGAAGAUGUGGGGCAAAGUGGUGGGACAGCCAUAGUGCAGAAAUAGCUAAUCCAAAUUAACAAGCAACUUUGCCUGGGCCACUUUUUUAGGAUAAAGUGUUCCCACGUAAUGUUUCAACGCUCAUUCAUCACUAACAGUUAUCAUGUGGCCUUUGUUUGCGUCAUAUAACGGCCGCAUACCAAAGAUUUGAGCAGGCUUGUCUGAAUGUUGGCGGUGCUGCGUGAAGGUUACUUUAGCUAACAGGAGUGUAGAAUUCCAGCUAAAUCCAAUGUCACUUUAUAUGACUGACAAAAUUAAUUACAUAGUGCUUUUCUCGCUACUUAAAGCGCUUCAUGUUGAGAGUAGGGAGCGACUUUAACCAGUAGAAAUGUAUGGACGAUGAGAUGACAGCAGUUAUUACUGCAGUGCGCUCAUCACACAUUAGCUGUUUGGUAUUGAAGGGGAAUGAGUGAGAUAGCCAGGUUAAUAAUUCAGGGGCUAUGCAUGGAACCAUGGUGGAUAAUUUAGCCAGCACAUUUGGGUACAACCAACUCUUUUGAACAGAUGCCUAAAGACCUUUGAUGACCACAAAGAGUCAAGACCUCAAUUUUACAUCUCAUCCGCCAUUUUUACAGCAGACUGCUCCUGUCACUGCACUGGAGAAUGGGGUCCACUUUCAGACUACAGGGUAAGCGCCCCCUGCUGGCCUCAUCAACACCUCUAAUAGAAGCAACCCAAGCUUUUCCUAGAUGGUCUCCCAUCCAAGUCCUGGCCAGACCCAAAUGUGCUUAGCUUGUUUAGCCAGCUCUGAAGCAAAGCUGCUUCCAUGUGACUUCUAGUCAUAGUGUAUGGCAGGCUUGCCAGCAGCAGUUGCUGAUCUCAUCACCAGACCAGGCCAAUUUACACGAAUGAAAAUUGUUGGGCGUGUCACACGUGUAGCUGAGUAUUGAAUUCCAAUGUAGCUAACCUGUUGGAUUGGAUUUGAUGUUGGCGUAAAGAAUCUUCCACCAGAAGCCCAGACAUGUAACCCCUAAUCAGAGAGAAUGAGAUUUAUGACUGGAGGACCCCUGUAAUUUUAUUCCUGUCCGAAUCACUCCUGUCAGUAACAUUUUUACAAACUUCAUGUUCACGUCCUAGUAAAGAUUGCCUUCUAUAGAAAUUCUGUAAAAAAAUUGACCCCAGGUUAAACCAGUCCUUCUGAAAACUGACAUGUCAGUAAAAUUCUGUCAUUUGCGUGAUUUGGGUGGGACAAAAAUUCCAGGUUUCCUCCGGUUAUAAUUACUUUACCCAGUGCCUGAUAAAAUAAAAUAAAA
Polypterus senegalus (gray bichir) is the source of this 2992-nucleotide messenger RNA. Its product is annotated as ciliary neurotrophic factor-like. Gene Ontology annotation, molecular function: ciliary neurotrophic factor receptor binding. Bases 124 to 750 code for a protein of 208 amino acids. The transcript has 2 exons. Lineage: Eukaryota; Metazoa; Chordata; Cladistia; Polypteriformes; Polypteridae. Gene Ontology annotation, biological process: negative regulation of neuron apoptotic process; ciliary neurotrophic factor-mediated signaling pathway. The record is from RefSeq and is a predicted model, not a curated record.